AUGACAAGUUUGUGCAUGUGCAUUUCGAUGAGCGGUACUGUUGCAUUGUGUUGCUUUUUUGCGCCAAAAGUAUAUAUUGCCGUAUGUCAACCAGAUAAAAAUGUCCGUAUGCGACAAAGUGCUCUUGGUCAUUUGGUUAAUCAACAAAUGAGGUUUAUGAGGAAUUCAGCAGGAAAGAAUUCAUUAGCAUCGAGUCAGAUUACUCAACAAUACGGAACCAUUGCUCCGGUAAUAAUCCAGGAAUUUCCUGACAAAUGCAAUGCAAAGAGCGACAAUGGUGAUAUUACCCUUCGAAAGAAAAACUCCGAUAAGCACGAAAAUUUACCGCUCUUGAAAACGGCACCAUUUCUGCAUCAAACUUCUAACAAAAUGUUGCAUUCCGACGAUGAACUUGCCAAAGAGACAAUUAUGUACCAAAAUAAUGAAUUAUUUUCUGAACGAUUUCUUGUCAAUUAUGAUGUCACUUUCCUUUGA
Molecule: messenger RNA, 474 nt
Organism: Loa loa (African eye worm)
Lineage: Eukaryota; Metazoa; Nematoda; Chromadorea; Rhabditida; Onchocercidae
Exons: 2
Coding region: 1-474 (157 amino acids)
Biological process (GO): G protein-coupled receptor signaling pathway
Cellular component (GO): membrane
Molecular function (GO): G protein-coupled receptor activity
Source: RefSeq, a predicted model, not a curated record